Molecule: messenger RNA, 1022 nt
Organism: Siniperca chuatsi (mandarin fish)
Lineage: Eukaryota; Metazoa; Chordata; Actinopteri; Centrarchiformes; Sinipercidae
Gene: dnaaf6
Product: dynein axonemal assembly factor 6
Exons: 6
Coding region: 209-796 (195 amino acids)
Biological process (GO): flagellated sperm motility; axonemal dynein complex assembly
Cellular component (GO): cytoplasm
Molecular function (GO): dynein intermediate chain binding; protein-folding chaperone binding
Source: RefSeq, a predicted model, not a curated record
CCUGAAAGCCUGGUCUCCAGGGAAACGGAAAGCGUCAACAGCAACAGUCCAUACGUUCAAUCAGCAAUAUUUACACAUUCAGGCUAACGUUAGUGUUUAUUGGAUAGUUUCCCCCAUUUUUACCUGUUGCGGUUUCGAGGGAGUAGUAGGCUUGUUGUUGCUUUUUUUGGGAUUUAAAAAACAAAAGCGUGAAUUCGUGCUAUUCCUGAUGGAGUGUCUCGGAGUGUCAUCCGUUCAGAGCCUACAGGCUCUGUCGGCCUUGUUAUCAGCGCAGCAGGAGGACGAUGAUGAUGAUGAUGAAGACUGUAAAAAUCUCACAGCUUGUGCGAGGCUGGGUCCUGGACACAUUGGUCCCCCACCCAAAAAAGAUAAAGAAGUGUCAACUGCAUAUGUGAAGAAGAACAGCAAAGAUAUCUGGAGCGAGGAAGAGGUGGCUGAGGGCUCCCAGUUUGAUGAUCUUGCUGACCCGCGGCCACAGCCUGAGUAUGAAAUAAUCCUGAAGCAGAGUGUGGGGACAGAGGAUCUGUUCUUGGGCUUGAACGGAAAGGACCCAUCCUCCAUGUGCUGUGAAGCCAUGCUGGUGAAAAUCAAACUACCAGACACUAAAGCAACAGAUGUGGUCCUGGAUGUAAAAGAAAAGUUCCUUGAUCUACGGACGCUAAAAUAUAAACUGGGUCUUCAUCUCCCACAUCCGAUCCACAGCCACGGGGGAAAGGCUCAGUUCUUCAGUGAGAGGCAGGAACUAGAGGUGACUCUACCACUGAAGCGCCCCAUGGAUUUUAUCAACAUGCAAUAAGAAGGAACAGUGUACAGAGGAGAUGACACACACACACACACACACACACACACACACACACACACACACAGUUUUUAUGUGUCAAAGAAAGAGAUGGUUAGAGAAAUGAUCAGCAUAUGCAUAACCUGUUUGUUUUCAGUAAUUUACGUUCUGUGAAUGUUGAUUUCAUGCUAUUGCUACAUCUGUCCCCAACUGAUUCUGACUAUUAAACUGCCUUUCAAAUUAC